Giardia duodenalis is the source of this 420-nucleotide messenger RNA. RefSeq lists its product as uncharacterized. NCBI's taxonomy places the organism in Eukaryota, Fornicata, Diplomonadida, Hexamitidae. The record is from RefSeq and is a predicted model, not a curated record. The transcript has a single exon. Bases 1 to 420 code for a protein of 139 amino acids.
AUGAAAGAGAAAUGCAACGCCUCAAAUUCUGUGCAAACAUCGCGGGGCAAGCCAUGGUUCAUUUACGAGCCCCCCACGACGGCCACUUCCUCUUCCCAAGUCUGGGUUGUCCCACCCCUCUUCGAUGGUGAAGCCAAGCCUGUAAGAAAGGCUGUUGUGGAGGCUGCUGUUCCUCCAUAUUGGGGCACAGAUAUCUCUCGGACUGCGUUCCUAGGGUCAUCCGACCGCCCUUUUCGGCAUCACGGAGGCACUUCUGAGCCUAGCAUUGUUCUAUCAGCGAAUUCUGCCAUCUUGACCGCUAUUGAUUACAGUCGCAAGAGCCUUUCUCCCGUCGCAUCUCAAGGGAAAAGCCUUUAUACUAAACCGUAUACCCACCCAGACCUGCAGUCGUAUAGCCGCACCCCUGACACGCGUUCCUGA